Cyphellophora europaea CBS 101466 is the source of this 2319-nucleotide messenger RNA. RefSeq lists its product as uncharacterized. The transcript has a single exon. Gene Ontology annotation, molecular function: peroxidase activity; heme binding. The record is from RefSeq and is a predicted model, not a curated record. NCBI's taxonomy places the organism in Eukaryota, Fungi, Ascomycota, Eurotiomycetes, Chaetothyriales, Cyphellophoraceae. Bases 1 to 2319 code for a protein of 772 amino acids. Gene Ontology annotation, biological process: response to oxidative stress.
AUGGCUCGCCUCGUGCCACUCGUUUUGCUUUCGUUGCUGCAGUCGUUCGUUACCGCGCAGGUUGUGCCGACGUGGCCCUCACCCUCGACCGACGAGCUCGAGGAUUUGAUGUUUCUAACUACCGGUUACCGAGCGAAGAACUUCGCUGAUGCAAUUACGCCUUGUUCGAAGCAGUCAACAGGCGGCUCCGGCCCCGGUCGCAUAGCCGCUGCUGAGUGGCUGAGAACGACCUUUCACGAUGCUGCCACUGGUAACGUUGCGCAGGGCAUAGGCGGAUUGGAUGCCUCUAUCGUUUAUGAGCUCAGAUCGGCCGAAAACGUCGGAACCGCCUUCACGAGCACCAUCACCACGUACGAACCGUUCUUCGGCCCGCGGCUGCCCAUGUCCGAAAUCAUCGCAAUCGGCACUUACGCCUCUGUCCGAGGCUGUGGUGGUCCAGCCAUUCCCGUGCGGCCGGGAAGAAUCGAUGCCAGAACCUCGGGCCUUUCUGGUGUACCUCAGCCACAGGAUUCUAUCGGGACCUUUCAAAAUCGUUUCGCUAGCCUAGGCAUGAAUGACAGCGAGAUGGUUGCCGUCACUGCAUGCGGCCACAGCAUUGGCGGCGUUCACGGGAAAAACUUCCCUCUCAUUGUGGCCGAUCCAGAUGCUUUCCAAGCUAUGGACACGAGCGAGGCUGCCUUCGAUGAACGCAUUGCCACCGAGUACGUUGAUGGCACCACAACCAACCCUCUUGUCAAAGGGCUCUCGGUCCAAUACUCUCGCAACUCUGAUUUUGUCGUCAAUAUGGUCGACAACAACGCCACCAUCCGCAGGCUGACAGACCGGACUGUCUUUCGGAACACCUGCCGCGCUGUUUUGCAGAAGCUCAUCGAGGUCGUCCCCAGAACUGUAACACUUGCGGCGAACCCCCUGACGCCAUACGAGGUGAAGCCGUACGGUCUCCAGCUGUACCUCCAAGAUGGCGGUCUGAAUUUCACCUUCGCAGGCGAUAUUCGCGUUAGGACCACAAACCGUGCCGCAAGCAGCAUUGCCUCUGUGCAGCUCGUCUACAAAAACCGCUCCGGCGGGUCUGGCAGCGCCGUCAGCACAGUUGUCUCUGGCGCAGCCGGCGGCUUCGAUGACAGCUUCAGCUUCUACGGCUUCAACACCUCGGUUCCCACUUCGACAUCAAUCUCGAGCUUCAUCGUCGUAAUCAGUCGCACCGAUGGGACUACCGAAACUUUUGACAACAAUGGCGUCGGCUUCCCAGUCUCCGACUCACUGCUUCUGCAGUAUCCCCAAUCGUGCGCCUCCAACCCGGCCGCCAUUACGAUCACGGCAGCCGUCCGCAACACCACCUCCGGCACUCCUACUCUUAACUUCCUCGGCCGCCGUUAUACCAGUACAGUCAUCGUGCCCACCAUCAACACCACAUCCAGUGCUCUACGCAGCGCCGCCCUCAACGUAGGGCCGUACGCCAUAUUCAACCUCACCCUUUCCCUCAACGCCACGCAAUCCGCCAAAGGCCACUUUAACCUCACCCUCCCGGGCUCCCCCGCAGUCGACCUGACCCUUCUCUCCACGCUCCCCAGCACCUGCCGCACCCUCUCCGCCACGGCCGCUCCCAGCAGCAGCACACCGCCCGCCACCAACACGACCACGCCCUCCUCCUACACCUCCCUCGGCUGCGUCACGGACCCCUUCCCCAGCACGCCCCGCGUCCUCUCCGGCCCCUUCACCUACUCCUCCACCAACAUGAGCACCGCCCUCUGCUCCACCUUCUGCCGCAAUUACGCCCUCUUCGGCCUCGAAUACGGCGCGGAAUGCUACUGCGGCAACACCCUGUCCUCGUCCAGCGCCCCCGCCCCCUCCACCAGCACCGGCUGCGCCAUGCCCUGCAGCGGCGACGCCACCGCCACGUGCGGCGGACCCAACGCGCUCAGUUUGUACCGCAACGAUGCGUACGUCGCGCCUGCGAACCCCGCCGGUGUGGGCGGCUGGGCGUACCAAGGCUGCUGGAGCGACGACGUCGGCGAUCGCACGCUCACGGGCUGGCGCGUCAAUGAUGCUGAGGCGCUGACGGUGGAGAAGUGCGCGGCGGUGUGUGACGCGCAGGAGGGGAUGGGGGUGAUGGGUUUGGAGUAUGGGGCCGAGUGCUACUGUGGGAUUGCGGUGGGCGGGCAGGGGACGCAGGUCGCGGAGGACGGGUGUAAUAUGGUAUGUAGCGGGAAUGGAAGGGAGACGUGUGGGGGACCGGCGAGGUUGAGCUUGUAUGUUAAGGGGAAUGGGACGGGUAGUAGUACUGGUGGAAGUAGUAAUGCGAGGCGGUGGGUUGCUUAG